This is a messenger RNA of Trichoderma virens Gv29-8, 3414 nucleotides long. RefSeq lists its product as uncharacterized. Gene Ontology annotation, molecular function: protein kinase activity; ATP binding. Gene Ontology annotation, biological process: mitotic spindle assembly checkpoint signaling; protein phosphorylation; meiotic sister chromatid cohesion, centromeric. The coding region runs from base 1 to 3414 and encodes 1137 amino acids. The transcript is spliced from 4 exons. The record is from RefSeq and is a predicted model, not a curated record. NCBI's taxonomy places the organism in Eukaryota, Fungi, Ascomycota, Sordariomycetes, Hypocreales, Hypocreaceae.
AUGGCGGGCUCAGAAGACAUCACCGACUUUGACGUGAUUGAGAAUCAGAAGGAGAAUAUCCAGUCUCUACCUGGGGGCCGCUCAGCGAGGAAACUAGCCAGUCUAUUCUCCCCAUCACCUCUACACAAAUACUCGACACCGACACCGACCGACACGAAAAAUGUCAACGACUGCAUCCGCGCGGAAUAUGAGGCGGAAAUUGAGAACAUCUCCGAAUCCGACGAUCCCUUAGAUGUAUUUGACAGAUAUGUGCGCUGGGCAAUAGACGCAUAUCCAUCAGCACAAGCGACGGCCGAGUCACAACUUCACACGAUCCUAGAACGCGCGACCAAGGCGUUUGUCACCUCGUCUCAAUACAAGAACGACCCCAGAUACCUCAAGCUGUGGAUGUACUACAUCCAACUGUUUUCCGACUCACCACGUGAGACGUUUCUUUUCCUCUCUCGACAAGGAAUUGGCGAAAGCCUCGCAUUGUUUUACGAGGAGUACGCGGCGUGGUUAGAAGGAGCAGGCCGGUGGGCACAAGCAGAGGAGGUAUACAAGCUCGGGAUUGAGCGAGAGGCCCGGCCUGCUCAGAGGCUGUUGCGCAAGUUCAAGGAGUUUGAGGCGAGGGUCGCUCAGCAGCCAGGCGCAUUAGAAGGACCAUCUUCGCCAGCCUUGCCGACUGUCCGCCCCGCGCUGGCCAGUAAGACAGACCCCUUCAGCGCCUCAUCACAGCCAGCAGACCCUCAGGCUCCAAGGCAAACAAGCGGUAUUGGGGGCAGUUCAUCCCGGUCUGCAAAGUCCAAAAUGGCCAUCUUCUCCGAUGCGGAUGCUCAACAACCCGCCCUGUCAUCAAGAGGCGCUUCUUCCAAGGGCUGGGAUAGCAUUGGAUCUCUGACGGAUCGCAAAAAGGAAAAUGCGAUGGAACCAAAGCCAUGGGCUGGAGAGACGCUCAAGGCAGGCGGCAAGAAACCCGGGUCUGGGGGGACUAAGCUGGCCGUAUUCAGGGAUCCGUCUCUUGCUCAAAUACAAAAUAUCAUUGUUGUCCCGUCCCAGCACCAAGUAACGACUCAUCCGCAGACGGGAAAGAGAGAGCGCAUCUUCGUUGACCUCGCGGCCGUUUACCCUACCCCAGAGGAGCCUGGAACAGAACUAAGCUUCGAGGAAAUCAUUGCCGAGCAUCGUGGCUGGCUCAACCGCCUGUGGGAUACUGACUAUGCGAACAAUAAUAACCGUCUAGAUCCCAUGGUGUCUCUACAUGAGGUGGAGGAUUUGACACAGGAUACAACUGAUAAGCUGGCUAUUUACGAUGACCCAAUGAUCAUUGACGAGAAUGGCAUGGCACAGGAAAAACCGCGAGAACCUCGCGCAGGCAGAAAAAAGAAGACAAUGGAGGUCAAUGAGACGCAGAUCAUUAAAACGAAGUUCGACUCUCCCUCAGGACCAAAGAUCAAGAAAAAGAAGGCAGCGGAGCCCACGAUGACCCUUCACACAAGAGCAGCCACAGAUGAUAUUUACGACAUUUUCAACGCACCACUUAAACCUACACCUCUGGAAGUCGACGAUGAUGAAGACGAUGAUGAAGACUCCGACGACUCCGACGAUGGGGAUGAUGACGAGGACGAAGAAAUGACUGACGCCGACUAUGUAAGCGACGCUGAGAGCACCGCCACUACGAGACCGAUACACCAAGGUAAGCAGGAAGUCGAUGAAGUAUUGGACGAGGCAUCACACAACCUAGACGACGACUUUGAGGAUGAAGAACCAGAACUGCCUAGAACUCGGACCAUCUUCAUUCCCGUCCCUCCCGAAGAUUAUGAGCCACCAACACGCCCGUAUAGGGAUGCGGCAGAGAUGGCCAAUAAUCGACUACCUUUCAUGACGCCCAUCACCGAGAGAACCGAACCAUCAUUGGAUGUCACUAUGGAUCGAGCAUACCAAUUCAAGACUCCUAGCAAGCUUGAUGGUAGAGCCAUGUCCGUCGAGGAGGCGUCAGACUCAGAAUCAGAGAGCAGUUCUCUGAGAGAAUAUUUCCCAGGAGAGAGACCGUCUAUCCAAGGUCGAACACCUCUAGGGUCCAAGGCUUCUAGAGCACUAAGUAAGAGUGCCCCCAAUAGAGGUGUACCUGUCAAGGACCCCAUCGUUAAAGAAGCACAAUGCAGCCCCGUCGACGACAACAUUCGGCGAAAUAUCUUGACAAAUAUACAGCCUCCGCUGGCAAUGUAUCCCGGUUUCUACGAUCAUCACAACCAGAGAUAUGAACGUGGUGCAGAGAUCCGAAGAUACGCCAAAGCCGUCAGGCUAGGCAGAGCGAAUCCAGAUAAAGUUGGACCGGGUAGCCCCCCGGCGGUCAUCCGAUUCAUCGACUGCGAGGCUAGAUACACUGUGAGGAGGGAACUUGGCGCUGGCGCUUUUGCCCCUGUUUACCUGGUGGAAAACUCGGAACCGGAUCAACAGGAUGAUGGCUAUGGAGAUGGAGCCAGGAUGGGUAGGGGGGCAUUUGCCGUGAGCCGGCGAGCGGCAAUAGAAGCCCUGAAAAUGGAAUCUCCUCCGACGGCGUGGGAGUUUUACAUUAUGCGUACUGCUCACUUACGCUUGGGACCUCAGCAUCGAGCUACGGCAUCAUUAUCGUUUGCACACGAAAUGCACCUCUACCAAGACGAAGCUUUCCUCUUCCUGCCAUUUCAUCCUCACGGCACGUUACUCGACGUAAUCAACUUCUUUAGAGCAGAACCGUCAGGUGCCAUGGAUGAGCAGCUUGCCAUGUUCUUUACGAUUGAACUGUUCCGCACCGUCGAAGCUCUUCACUCGAAAAAUGUCCUCCAUGGUGAUCUGAAACCCGACAACUGUCUUCUCCGACUCGACUCCAAGCCGUCAUUUGUCUCCUCCGACCAGGCCCUCUCUAGCCAAUGGUAUGCUGAUGGACGCGGCGGCUGGGAUUCGCGGGGCAUCGUUCUGAUUGACUUUGGGCGCGGCAUCGACAUGAAGGCAUUUAUCCCAGACGUGGAAUUUAUCGCGGACUGGAAGACGACGGCACAAGAUUGCCCCGAAAUGCGAGAGGGGCGGCCUUGGACGUGGCAGAUUGACUAUUACGGACUCGCGGGCAUCGUCCACUGCCUGCUUUUCGGAAAGUACAUUGAGACGAUACGGGCUGAUCAGGGGGGUCUCGGCCGUGGUGGCCGAAAGUACAAGAUUCGCGAGAACUUGAAGCGCUACUGGCAGACGGACAUUUGGUCGGAUUGCUUCGAGGUGCUGCUAAACCCGGCGUCGUUCCUCGCGCAUGAGGAUGGCGGCAAGAUGCCUGUGCUCAGGUCGAUGAGGAACAUCCGCGAGCGAAUGGAGGCGUGGCUCAUGGCCAACUGUGAAAGGGGGACGGGACUCAAGGCUGCGAUGGGUAGGGUGGAGGCGUUUGCCUUGAAGAGUCGCAAGUAA